UUACCAAAUAAUGACACAAACAUAUUUGCAAAAUUUGAAAUUAUGUAUUACGAAAAAAUUUUAAAAAUUAGAUCUUUUAUAAUAACUAGAUAAUAUUGUUGUACCAAAUUAUAAUUAAUUCAACUAAAAAUUCUCCAUAUUUUACUAUAACUAAAUUUAAAAAAUUUUCAAUAUAGAGUGGAGCACAUUUUGUGACCACUUUUAGAAGCAAUUUUAAUUUUAAUAUUGUAUACUACUUGAUCAGAAUUUAUUUAGUUUUCAAAACUUUUUAGUCUUAUCUCAACUAUAAUAAAAUUUAAAUACUGUUUUAUGGUUGUAUUCGUGAUAGAUGUACAUAGUUUCAUAAACAAGGUGUUUCUUUUAACGCUAGACACUAAAUUAAAAUAUGUUUUUUGUGAAUUUUUUUUUAGUUUUUGUUAAUUAAAUUUAUCUGUUAUAAAAUAUUUUUUAUGUUCAUCCCUUAUAUCUUAUAAGGGUGUUAAUUUUAUUUUAAAUAGCAAUAUAUGUAUUUUCAUAGCUUAAUAAAUAUAAUAUGAUAUAAUUAAGAAAAUGAUUGAUCAAUAAAACUUUUGGUCUAAUAAUUUGGAAGUUAUUAACAUUUUAAAAUAUAGACUGGAAUUAAAGCGAGAAUAUUGCUAUUUUUAUCAUUAGUCACUUCUCGACCGCUCUCCUCCUCCUACUUAGGAGCAAAAUAGUAAAUAUCUUCCGAAACAUUGGUCUAAAAGCCAUUUUCUUAAUUAGAUCAUUUACUAUUUUAUAAGCUAGUUAAAUACAUAUGUUGCCAUUUGGAAAAAUAAAGUUGACAUCCCUAUAAGAUCAAGUAUCUAGCAUUAAAAAAAUCACCUUGUAGUCACCUACAUUAUGGUGGGAUGCUGAUUAGAAUAUUAUGUGGCUUUGCCCUAUUUAAUUAAUACAAUUAAAAUUUUUUUAACUUUGAUGAGUUAUUUAUACUUAUUAAAUAUUCAAGUUUUAUUAUACAGCAUUAUUGCAAUUAGUUUUAUCCUUAUGUCUAAAAAUAUGUUUAUAUCAAACAGCGAAGAUCAGUAUUCUGAAAUUUUGCAACGUUCCUUGGGUGAUUUCCUAGUAAAAUUAGGCGAAGGUGCAAUAAUGGUUAUUGGUGCCUCAUUGAUGUUAAGCAGAAGAAUAUGGCCAAUUUUAUUUGGAAUGUCUUAUGGUGCUGGUAUAGCAUUUGGUAACAUUUCCUCAGAAAUUUCAAAAAAUAAUUUAAAAGUAAAAAAUUGUAAAGAAAAUUAGCUGAUGACACAAAUAAUACAUAGCAAACAAUCAAUAGUUUCCUUGGAAACCCGUGAAUUAUAUUUAUGUAUAAUAGCUAAACUAAACGAAUAAAGAUUUCAAUUAUUUAAAACUCCUUCAUAUAUAUAUACAUUAUAUAUAUAUUAAAAAUUAUA
This is a messenger RNA of Daktulosphaira vitifoliae (grape phylloxera), 1409 nucleotides long. RefSeq lists its product as uncharacterized. NCBI's taxonomy places the organism in Eukaryota, Metazoa, Arthropoda, Insecta, Hemiptera, Phylloxeridae. The record is from RefSeq and is a predicted model, not a curated record. The transcript is spliced from 4 exons. The coding region runs from base 937 to 1254 and encodes 105 amino acids. Gene Ontology annotation, cellular component: MICOS complex; mitochondrial inner membrane.